This is a messenger RNA of Ricinus communis (castor bean), 1796 nucleotides long. RefSeq lists its product as uncharacterized. The record is from RefSeq and is a predicted model, not a curated record. The transcript is spliced from 2 exons. Lineage: Eukaryota; Viridiplantae; Streptophyta; Magnoliopsida; Malpighiales; Euphorbiaceae. Bases 297 to 1778 code for a protein of 493 amino acids. Gene Ontology annotation, cellular component: Fanconi anaemia nuclear complex. Gene Ontology annotation, biological process: interstrand cross-link repair.
ACCGGUAAUAAAAUUUUCAAGAAAUAUUAUUUUAUUAAACGGAGGGCCGACCCGAGCUGUAAAUAUAGAGCAAUAAUAAUUCAAAGCAUAAAUCUAGAUCAAAGGGCCUUUUUUGGACCGGGCCCAUCCCAGAGACAAAACUUCUUUGCCCAUCUCAUUUUUCUCAUGGAUUGAGUUGGUCCGGCCCUACUCAUCCCAGGUUAGUUACAAUUGCACAAAUUCCCGGCAAAUUCCCAAGGACACGCAGGUGAUAACUAACAACAGCGGGAGAAAAUAAUCAAAAUCAAAUCAGAGAAAUGGAGAGAUGGAUUCCACUCUUUGAUAUUUUUCUUAAUUCUUCAACCCCAGAAACCGAAGCAUCUAUUUGGUUAAACCAAUCUUUCAGUGCCUCAUCACCAUCGUCCCCAAUAACCACUGCCUCUUUUCUCUCUUUGCUUACCAAACCCAUCAAUGCCAGCAUCACUUCCUCAUCUCCUCCAGCCACAAAGAGGAUCAUGUUUAUACAGACGCUGCCUGAUAUGGUACAGUCUAGAAUUUUAUCUUUUCUUGCUUUUGAGCACGAGAGGUUUUGUAAGCGGAAAUUGUCUAGGUUGGCCACGAAUAUUUUGACGGACAAUUUAGGGAUUGAUUUCUGGGUAAAGAGAGCUGCCCACGACGUGCUCGAUCAAAUUUCUGAGUCAAACUAUGAAUGGAUUUCUGGUUUCAGCUUGGAUUCUGGAGAAGAGAGAGUUGAUGAUGGAGAAUUUGAGUCUUUGCCUGAUUGGCUUAAGGAUACUGUGAAUACUGACUUGGUUCUUCCUUGGCUACCUGUUGCGCUUGAUGACUUGAAUUCAAGAGAAUUGUUUGGUACUCAUGAGAGUGAAGGAGAUCCACUGAGUCAAGUUGGAGAGUGCGCAGGCGAUACUUUGGAGGAAGUUAUGGAGGAAAUGGAGAUUGAUAGUCCUCCAAAUGCUCCUUUGGCACCAGAAAUUCAAGAUAUGGCAGCUAGUUUGAGAAUCCAAGUUGUGAUUUUUGAGUCUUGUUCUAGAACUGUAGAAUUAGCAAAUGUAAUUCGCAAGCUUUGUUUAGAUAAAGGAGUAAAUUCGUUUGCAGUUCUCGGUUUGGUUGAACCUUGGAAAGCCGAUGAUGAGAUUGCUUCGGUUCUUUUGCCUCAUUUAUUAAAUGGAAUUGAUCAUAAAGAGCUUGAUUGGCCAAGCCAAGUUCUCAGUUCAGUUAUUCUUCCGAAGAUGCUGAUUCUUGAAGAGCCAGCUUCUCGUAUGCUAGUGGCUGCAACCAUAGACUAUUGCAAACUUCACCAAGCAGCUGCUGAAUAUGCGCUAUUGUUUCCACUGAUAAUGAGAACUGGUGGUAUCAAUAAUUCCUUAUGCGAUGUGAUGACACGGAUUAUUAAAGAAUGCUUGCAUCCAGUCCAUGUUUCUUCGUUCUGCCAGAAGCUGUUAUGUGGAGGAGCAAGUAAGAAAAGAUUCAUUUGUCUUCCUUGCCAUCAAUGCCUGAUUUCCAAUGAACUGGUGUGGACAGAAUCAUUAUUUAAUCUUUUCCAUAAUAUCUUGAAUCUUAAUAUUCAGUUAACUCAGGAUUUAGUAGAUCAACUUGCGCUGCGAGUUCAGGAAUUGGCUCAAAUGUUCUCAAAAUCUCUAAAAUUUGGGAACUUUUUGUUGUGUUUUAUUACUAAAUGCUCUUUAUUGUUGAUGUCUCAUAAGCUCUUGUUGACCAAGGCAGCUGAGCAGACCAAUACCUUUGUUACUAAAUCUAUAUUAUCAAAAUUAGCUAGCUUCUAGCUGCUGAAUUUAUUUUUA